Mucor velutinosus is the source of this 1719-nucleotide messenger RNA. RefSeq lists its product as uncharacterized. Bases 1 to 1719 code for a protein of 572 amino acids. The record is from RefSeq and is a predicted model, not a curated record. Lineage: Eukaryota; Fungi; Mucoromycota; Mucoromycetes; Mucorales; Mucoraceae. The transcript has 3 exons.
AUGCUAUCUGUCGCUAGAGAAAACAGUAUAUUAUUCAACGAUGAAUACCUCAAAUACCAGCCUUCAAUUGCAAAUAUACAUCAACGACUUGAGCGAGACAUCCCAUUACUUGGCUUCGACAUACAAGACAAACGAGAUGCUCUGGAAUAUGCCAGCGAUCGAGUGACACUGUUUAGAUUUUUAAAAGACUCGGAUUUCUCGGAAGACCUAGCAUUGGAGCGACUACUUGACACAAUUCAAUGGAGAAAAGACGAAAAGAUCGGUCGCAUGACGUACCAGUCAAUAGCAGCAGAGUUCUUUGAAAGUGGAUUUGCGUUCUUUCAUAAGCAGGAUCUCAUCGGUCGUCCCGUGGCAGUGAUUCAGAUGCGUCAUUUUCCCAAAUUUAGAGAGAAAAAUAGACCACUUUCAGAUUUCAUGCAACCAUUUGCUUGUCUCGUCAUGGAGAUUGCAAGACAAAUGACCCGAGAUUUGACUAGAAAAAACGAAAAAGAUCAAAUCAAGGACAAACCAGUGCUGAUUUCACAGAUAUCCAUCAUUAUCGACAUUCAAAAAGCUCCGUUUGUCCCCAUCGACUCCAACUUAAUGCAUAAUUUGAAAAAUAUCACAAACACUCGAUUCCCUGGAUUUAUCGGCUCGGUGUACAUUAUGAACUUUGGAUGGAUGUAUCAAGGUAUAUGGCAGGUGGUGAAAUUGGUGUUAUCCGAGCAAGCAAAGGCUCGAGUGAAUUUUAUUAGUGGUGCUGAGAUACAGCAAGUGAUUGACGAGAAUGAUUGUCUCAAAGCGCUUGGUGGCAAGGAUGAGUAUGUUUGGAGCCUAGAAUCAGAUUUAAUACUGGAUCUGUAUGCCACAGAAAACAGAUUUCAGAUUGAAGAGCCAGCCACUCGCUUGUCUCGAAGCUCGUCAGUGUCAUCGAUAUCCUCUACAGGCAGCAGUAUAUUCUUCGAUGCACCCGCCUAUCUAUCCAGACAGCCUUCUAGGCAUUCUGAGAUUAUUCGAUCCACCUAUACAUCCGCAUGUCCUAGUAUCUAUGGCACACCUGGCACACUUACACCCAUCAAUUCAUACCUGCCAAACCGUCAACAGCAACUCGUGAGUCGAUCUCCAUCAGAGCCAAGAUACUUUUUGAAUGGAUUCCACAUGGGCGACACAUUCUUAACUUCCUUUUUCAGAUUCAAUUCAAGCGUAUCCCACAACAACAACCCGAAUACAUUGGAUGGCCAAGAAUUAUCAAAUAGACUUUCGCAAUUACUCUCCUCUGACGAAUUACAGCAACUACGAGACGAGGACUUGUACAAUGGUGAGGACGAUUUUAUAGAUAGCGAUACAGCAGCUCUUUUAUUGAAUGGACAGCAGUCGCUAGUGCAUUUCCCUCACAUGUUGCCCGACAAUCACCCUCAAAGUGUCUAUCUGAAUUCGCCCAUGAAGCAUCAACUGCUACGAGCUGAACAAAAGAUGCUUCGACUGACAAGAAAGCUGUUUCACUUGUCAUUUGCCUACAAAGGCGCUCUGUACUGGGUCAUAUUAUACCUGUUCCUGCGAGGCCCUGUAGAAGAUACCUUCAAAAAGACACUGGCUAAAUUACUGGCAGGCACAUCGCAACAACAAAUUGCAUACACGACAGUUGGUGUAACAGCGACUGUGGCAGCUGCUUUAAGCGCAUCACUAUCAAACUCCAUCCACAGCAAUGACUAUAGCAGUAAUAAACGUAUUGAUCGUUGA